Molecule: messenger RNA, 3311 nt
Organism: Zootermopsis nevadensis
Lineage: Eukaryota; Metazoa; Arthropoda; Insecta; Blattodea; Termopsidae
Gene: DNAlig1
Product: DNA ligase 1
Biological process (GO): Okazaki fragment processing involved in mitotic DNA replication; lagging strand elongation; DNA repair
Cellular component (GO): mitochondrion; nucleus
Molecular function (GO): ATP binding; DNA ligase (ATP) activity; DNA binding
Source: RefSeq, a predicted model, not a curated record
CCUCAGUGAUGGUAAUAUUUUCUUUUCAUCUGUGCUUGUGGACAAAUGAUUGAAAAGGGCGGGUAAAUGUAUCAGAGACAAAUUACGUCAUUUUUCUCGAGUGCUCCUGAGAAGUCAGAGGUGCCUAGUAACAAUGAUUCGUCUAGUAACGAUGAUUGCAAAGAAGAUGGAUCAGAGGCAGACAGAAAUGUAUCAUCAUUUAAAGUAACUUCCUCAUUCAAGAAGAAGAAGAAGAGGCGCAGAAUUCUGAGUGAUAGUGAAGAAGAAUUAGAUGCUUCAUCCAGUUCAUCGCUGCCAGAGAAGAAAAAGACGUCUUCCUCUCCUGUUCCUGAGAGGAAUAGUAUUAGAACCCAUGGUGAUGCUUCAGAAGGAAUUCCAUCCAGAAAAACUGCUUCUGCACCAUUUAGAGGAGUGAAACAGCUGUUGCCAGGCAUUACAAGGGAAGUUGAGGCAGCUAAAAGAUCGAAAACUAAAAAAACCAAAACAACCAUAAAUGGCAAUAAAGAAACAGAAUAUGGAGCUGUUAAAGAAGAAGAGAAACAGAGCCUGUGUGCAGAUAUUGAGGACAAAGAAAUGGAAAACUGUGAUGAAGUUGGAUCAAAAGAUAAAAAAUCCAUCAUCAAGGAAGGGGCUGGUGGAGAGGAGAACCAAGACAUGGAAGGAAGUAACGUAAAGAGGAAGAAUAAGUUGAAAAAUUCGUCUGUUGGAGGCAAUAGCAUACAGCAAUCAUCAUCAAAGAAACCAAUUCACAGUUUUUUUGCACCUCGCAAAAGCACAAACGCAGCAGCACAGCAAAGUAAGACAUCACCAUCAUCUAAGAGAGAAGCCAGUCUGCCCAAUAAAUCAGCAGCGGGGAAGAAGAUAACACUGAAGGACAGUUCUGAGGAUGUUGGAACUAAUUAUGACCCCACAAAAGUCAAAUAUCAUCCCAUUGAUGAUGCUUUUUGGAACAGGGGAGAUAAAGUCCCGUACCUUGCCUUGGCUAGGACCCUAGAGGAAAUUGAGGGUGUCAGUGCUCGUCUCAAGAUAAUUGAAAUUUUGGCAAACUAUUUUCGCUCAGUGAUAGUUCUCAGCCCGGAAGACUUGCUGCCCAGUGUAUACCUCUGUCUCAACAAACUGGCUCCAGCCUAUGAAGGUAUUGAACUUGGUAUAGCAGAGACAACACUGAUGAAAGCUGUUGCACAGAGUACAGGAAGAACUGUUGCCCAAAUCAAGUCUGAUACUAAUGCCACUGGAGAUUUGGGUGUUGUGGCUGAACAGAGUCGCAGUAAUCAGCGUAUGAUGUUCCAACCAGCAAAACUUACUGUUCAUAGUGUUUUCAGCAAACUGAAGGAUAUUGCACAGAUGUCAGGCCAUGCUGCAAUGAGCAAGAAAGUGGACAAGAUUCAAGCAAUGUUUGUAGCUUGUCGAUAUUCUGAGGCUCGUUUCCUCAUCCGCUCCCUUGCUGGCAAAUUGCGUAUUGGUCUUGCUGAGCAGUCUGUUCUUCAGGCUCUUGCACUUGCAUGCGCUACAACACCUCCAGGGCAGCUUUACCCCCCUGAAGUUAUCAGUGCAGCUAAAGGCAUGUCACAAGAUACAUUUAAAGCUCACGUUGAUGAAGAAGCUCUUAUACUUAAGACAACUUACUGUGAAUGUCCAAAUUACAACAUGAUAAUUCCAAUACUCUUAGAGAAAGGAAUCAGAGCCCUUCCUGAUCACUGCCACCUCACUCCUGGAAUUCCCCUGAAACCAAUGUUAGCACAUCCUACUAAAGGUGUGCAAGAUGUGCUGCAUCGAUUUGAGAAUCUCAAGUUUACCUGCGAAUGGAAAUAUGAUGGUGAACGUGCACAGAUACAUCUUGCAGAAGGUGGAACCAUCAGUAUCUACAGUCGCAAUCAAGAAGACAACACUAGCAAAUAUCCAGACAUUAUUGGACGACUUUGUAAGACAUUGGGUGAAAAUGUUACUUCAUGCAUCCUGGACUGUGAAGCUGUAGCGUGGGACAAGGAGAAGCAACAGAUCUUACCAUUCCAAGUUCUUAGCACACGUAAAAGGAAGGAUGCAAGUGAGGCAGAGAUAAAAGUACAAGUUUGUAUCUUCAUGUUUGACCUACUAUAUUUAAAUGGGAAAGCUCUUGUGCGGGAACCUCUGACCAAAAGACGUGGCCUGCUUCAUGAAAAUUUCAACGAAGUGGAAGAGGAAUUUAUGUUUGCCAAGAGUAUUGAUAUCUCAGCCAUGGAGGAAGUCCAGGACUUCCUAGAAGGAUCUGUUAAAGGGAACUGUGAGGGGCUGAUGGUGAAGACAUUGGAAGAAGAUGCAACGUAUGAAAUUGCCAAGAGGUCACGAAACUGGCUGAAGCUAAAGAAGGAUUACCUUGAAGGCAUUGGAGAUACACUAGAUGUGGUGGUACUGGGUGGCUACUUGGGUCGUGGAAAACGGGCAGGAACAUAUGGAGGUUUUCUGUUGGCUUGUUAUGAUCGAGAUAAUGAGGAGUACCAAAGUUUGUGCAGGAUUGGCACAGGAUUCAGUGAUGAGGAUCUACAGAAACAUACAGAAUUCUUCAAGGAGCAUUUGAUUACACAACCACGGCCGUACUAUCGUUACGACAGCCAGCAUGAACCAGAUCAUUGGUUUGAUGCUGUCCAGGUUUGGGAAAUAAAAUGUGCUGACUUAUCACUUUCACCUGUCCAUCGUGCUGCUAUAGGAAUUGUGGAUCCAGUGAAAGGAAUCUCAUUACGAUUUCCCCGGUUUCUCAGAAUUCGGGAUGAUAAAACUGUUGAAGAUGCUACCACAGCAUCACAGGUAGCUGAAUUAUAUGGAAGCCAGGAGCAGAUCAAGAACCAACAGGGCACUGGUAAGGUUACUGAAGAGGACUUCUAUUAGGUGAAAUGUUUCUUUUGAGUAUAUUGUUCAGCUUGUACAAGUAUCUGUAAUUAUAUUACCAUUUAUUACAACAGUUGUUUUAAGAAAUGAGAGAGAUUUUUUGUGAGGUUAUUCUAUUGUGAUAAUGGCUGAACAAUACACAGGCCUUGUGUAAUGUAAGUUUAGUCAACAGGCAAUUUCCGUGCAUUUCUCAGUACCUUCAUAUCUCUCCGAAUGUUAACUUUGCCUCCAGUUCCUUGUUAUGUAUGUUCUUUACUCAAAGGGACCAUGUUUCACACAUGUACAAAACACUGAAUAGAAGUUUGUUUUGUAUGUCUUAACUUUAGGAUUUGGAAAUUGGAUGGAGACAGUAAGUUUUAUCUAGAAUUUGUUCUUUCUCAAUUUUGAUGUAUUUAUAGUUAAUGUAUUAUCUUUAUGUUGUAACAUUACAAUUUUGUUGUGAUGCACAA